AUGAAUAAAUGCAUCGUUAUAAUUUCUUGUUUUGUUUUUGGGGUUCGCGGAGGAAAAUUUUUAUCCGAUUAUCAUGAAUUGUUACCAAACGAUUACGUAGUUUCCGAUUAUAACUAUUUGUUAACCGUACCGGAAAUUCAAACUAUGGAAAAUUCAUUUAACGAUCCGACGUAUAUUCCGACGUAUUUACCCGAAGAUGAACGAAAUUCGAAACCGGAUUUUUCUUACGGAAAGGAAAUGGAAGUGCCAACAACCACUUUUCUACUACCACCGCUACCACCACCACCAUCGCUACUCCCUCCCACUAAUCUACCACCCGUUACGAACGACGUUCCUCAUCAAAUCGUUCCACCGUUCGAUCUACGUGAAUGGGAUGAUGUUUUUUUUUUAGAAAAUGAUAAACCGGAAAUGGCAUCGUUCGAUCCAUUUAAAUCUAUAGUCGAACUUCCGUCGGAUGAAAAAAUUAAAAAAUUAAGAAUAUACACAUUCGAAACGUGUAAAAAAGAAAAUUUUCAGAAUAAAUUACCCGAUUGGAAAAAGUAUGUUGAACUUAUAAAACCUAGAAAAUAA
Pediculus humanus corporis (human body louse) is the source of this 570-nucleotide messenger RNA. RefSeq lists its product as uncharacterized. The transcript has 2 exons. Lineage: Eukaryota; Metazoa; Arthropoda; Insecta; Psocodea; Pediculidae. The record is from RefSeq and is a predicted model, not a curated record. The coding region runs from base 1 to 570 and encodes 189 amino acids.